Messenger RNA from Nicotiana tabacum (common tobacco), 2761 nucleotides. Lineage: Eukaryota; Viridiplantae; Streptophyta; Magnoliopsida; Solanales; Solanaceae. The record is from RefSeq and is a predicted model, not a curated record.
AUCCUAGAUGAGAUGCCUGUCUUCUACAAUCUGAGUACAAUUGAAAAACGUGAAGUCCUGAUUAUCUUUCUGCAAAUAGUACGCAACUUGGAUGAUGACUCACUUGUUAAAGCUUGGGAGCAGAGCAUUGCACGGACCAGAUUAUUUUUCAAACUCUUUGAAGAGUGCUUGAUGCAUUUUGAGCAUAGGAAACCUGCUGAUGGCAUGCUUGUUGGUAGUAGUUCUCGUAGUGUGAUAGGGGAUGGACCUGCAUCCCCAAAAUAUUCUGACAGACUUUCACCUGCAAUAAAUCAUUAUAUGUCUGAAGCAGCGCGGCAAGAAGUCAGAGGAACUCCGGAUAAUGGUUAUUUGUGGCAGAGAGUCAACUCCCAAUUAAGCUCACCUAGUCAGCCAUAUUCUUUGAGAGAAGCGUUAGCUCAAGCCCAAUCUUCCAGAAUUGGAGCAUCAGCGCUAGCAUUAAGGGAAUCUUUGCACCCAAUCUUAAGGCAAAAGCUGGAACUUUGGGAAGAAAACCUGAGUGCUGCUGUUAGUCUUCAAGUUUUAGAAGUUUCCGAGAAGUUCUCGCGGACUGCUGCAACGAAGCGCAUUGCUACUGAUUAUGGAAAACUUGACUGUAUCACAUCUAUAUUUAUGAAUGUGUUCUCACGUAAUCAACCACUCUCCUUCUGGAAAGCUCUCUUUCCUGUCUUCAACAGUGUCUUUGAACUUCAUGGAGCUACACUGAUGGCAAGAGAAAAUGAUCGCUUCUUAAAGCAAAUUGCUUUCCAAAUUCUUCGGCUUGCAGUUUUCCGGAAUGACAAUAUCAGGAAAAGGGCUGUAAUUGGCCUGCAGUUACUUAUUCGGAGCUCGUUUUCUUGUUAUAUGCAGACGGGAAGAUUAAGAGUCAUGCUAACCAUUACAUUGUCAGAGUUAAUGUCUGAAGUUCAAGUAACACAAAUGAAACCUGAUGGCACACUAGAAGAAAGUGGUGAAGCUCGUCGUCUUCGAAAUUCUUUGGAUGAAAUGGCAGAUGAAGCUAAGAGUUCCUCCUUAUUAUUAGAGUCUGGGCUCCCUGAAAAUGCACUGGUUGCUGUUCCAGAAGGAUCAACAGAAAACCGCUGGUCAUGGUCUGAGGUUAAAGUUCUUUCUGACAGUCUUCUUAUGGCUCUUGAUGCCAGCCUGGAACAUGCACUUCUGGGCUCUGUUAUGAAUGUCGAUAGGUAUGCAGCUGCAGAGAGCUUUUAUAAACUAGCAAUGGCAUUUGCUCCUGUACCAGAUCUUCACAUAAUGUGGUUACUGCAUCUUUGUGAUGCUCAUCAGGAAAUGCAGUCUUGGGCUGAAGCUGCUCAGUGCGCUGUUGCUGUUGCUGGUGUAGUGAUGCAGGCCCUUGUGAGUAGAAAUGAUGGUGUCUGGAGCAAGGAUCAUGUGAGUGCAUUGCGCAAAAUAUGCCCCAUGGUCAGCAGUGAGAUCACUUCUGAGGCCUCAGCAGCUGAGGUGGAGGGAUAUGGUUCUUCAAAACUCACAGUUGACUCGGCUGUAAAGUAUUUACAGCUUGCAAAUAAGCUUUUCUCUCAGGCUGAGUUAUUCCAUUUCUGUGCAAGCAUUCUAGAACUUGUAAUUCCAGUAUAUAAAAGCAGAAAGGCAUAUGGACAGCUUGCGAAAUGCCACACAAUGCUUACUAAUAUCUAUGAAUCCAUCCUUGAGCAGGAAUCAAGCCCUAUACCUUUCACAGAUGCCACAUAUUAUAGAGUAGGAUUUUACGGUGAGAAGUUUGGGAAGCUGGAUAGGAAAGAAUAUGUUUAUAGAGAGCCUCGUGAUGUGCGAUUAGGUGAUAUAAUGGAGAAAUUGAGCCAUAUCUAUGAGUCGAGAAUGGACGGAACUACAUUACAUGUAAUUCCUGAUUCUAGACAAGUCAAAGCAGAUGAGUUGCAGACUGGAGUCUGCUACCUGCAAAUAACUGCAGUCGAUCCAGUAAUGGAGGAUGAAGAUUUAGGAAGCAGAAGGGAAAGAAUAUUCUCUCUCUCUACGGGAAGUGUCCGUGCUCGAGUCUUUGAUCGGUUUUUGUUUGAUACCCCUUUUACUAAAAAUGGAAAAACCCAAGGAGGCUUGGAAGACCAAUGGAAGCGGCGAACAGUUCUGCAAACUGAGGGAUCUUUUCCAGCGCUAGUGAACCGACUCGUGGUUAUCAGAUCAGAAUCUCUUGAGUUCUCCCCGGUUGAGAACGCUAUUGGAAUGAUUGAAACUAGGACAGCUGCAUUAAGGAACGAACUUGAAGAGCCUCGAAGUUCAGAAGGCGAUCAACUUCCCCGUUUGCAGAGCUUACAGAGGAUUCUUCAAGGUUCUGUUGCAGUUCAAGUUAACAGUGGAGUCCUCAGCGUCUGCACAGCUUUCCUUUCUGGUGAACCUGCAACUAGGUUACGUUCGCAGGAGCUACAACAACUUAUUGCUGCUCUUCUUGAAUUUAUGGCUGUGUGCAAACGUGCUAUUCGGGUACACUUUAGGUUGAUCGGGGAAGAAGAUCAGGAUUUUCAUACUCAGCUUGUAAAUGGGUUCCAGUCUCUCACUGCAGAACUAUCACAUUAUAUUCCUGCAAUUCUUUCAGAGCUGUAGAAGUAAUUUUAAUUGAUAUCCUUAGUGUUUUUUUGUAUGUUAGUCUGUGUUCCUCCUAUGAUCUGUUUAUAUUAUUUGUAAGAUUUGGUUUCUCUUCAGGUUGGUCUUUGUUCAUAAAUUAGUCAUUGGAUCUCCAUCUUUGUAUUUAUUCAUCCCUUUGCCUUCAACCAUA